AUCGUAAACUUUGAGAAACAAAACGAAGAGCUUACAGGCUACCAAGGACUAAAAGCGCUUUGCUGCCGUCAUUAGACAGGGUGACCCGGUCAGCUGACCCGCGACGGUGACAAACACCACAAAUAAGACAAAGCGGACUUCUGCUUUAAGGGUCUCAACUCUGUCUGUCGGACACGUCCGCAAAAAGCAACGGAUGUCUGCUUUACACAAUAAAGAGCGAAAGCUCCGACAAACCAUUUUUGCUCGCUCGAUAAGUAAGGGGGAGAGAAUAUUAAAAAAAAGAAAGAAAGAAAGAAGAACCCGAGUGAAGGUGCGAUUACAGACAGGAACGAGUCCGGCCACCGGGAAGUCAUGAUGUGACUGCAGGGGAACUUUACUCUUCGGCCUUGCAAUGCAUGAAUCCACGUAGUCACCUGUGCCCGAAUAAAGGCUUGUCUGAUUAACGACUCCUGUCUUAACACAAGACCCCCGGAUGUCUGCCCACCUCAUAUGUAAAUGAGGGUCGGCCCCUUGCCAGUCCAGCCUGAGCCCUGCCGAGGUGACGGUGCCGAGCUCCUUCAAUAAGGGGGCCCUUCGAAGAGCUUCAGCUGAUCGCUCAGUUGGGAUUUUCCUGCCAAAGCCCCCCGCUGGACCUCGUGGUCUCCAUCGUCUCUCCACGCUGUGAAGCUCUGUGACGAUGGACUCAAGUGCGCCCACCUCAGGUAGGAACUAUGAUGACAAAUCUCCAGCACCUUUCAUGUUUUAUAGAUGUGGCCAGACUAACAAAGUGAAUAAAGCCCCUGAUGGAUGGCACAGUUUGACCGCAGGUGCUACGAGGCAAGUUAAGAAUGUGCCGCUGCCCACUGAAGGGGCUUUUGGAUUGGAAGCGUGGAGGUUUUUGUUGGACAAGCUGCAGGAGGGAAAAGAGGAUGAAGUGUUGAACGCGUUGAAGAUGGAGAUGAAGCAAAGGCAGAAGCGAGAAAGAAACAGAAUACGCGACGCGGUGCAAGAGAAAUUAGACGCUAUGGACGAGGGGUGUAUGCCACCUGAAGAUGAGAGUGCGGCAUUACCUAAGGGGGCUCAGUGCUUAGCUAAAACAGGAGGGCUGCACGCCCUGGACCCCAAAAGACCACUAACUCCAGGAGAUGCGAGGCCCGUGUCUGUGGUGGGACUACAACUGGGGCUCAGUCCACUCCUUCAGGCUGCAGCCACCCCAACCACCAGCCCUGCCGGACCCCAAAGUGUGAUUGUGUCACAACAACAUCCCCUCCAUCAGCCCCCAGCCCAAGGACCAGAUGAUGAAGACAUUUAUUCGGCCCUGCCGAGGGAUGAUGACCCCCAGUCUCUUGAAGCCCCUUUAAUACAGAAGGCUGACGGUGUAAAGACUGAUCAUCCCAAGCCGUGGUCUUCCUUUGAAGUCUACACGAUUAUCCGGAACGUUCCGAAGCCCGCAGACAACCAUCACAAAUUUGUGCAGGAGAUCGAAGCCUUGCGGGCGUCCUAUGACUUGACCAUAGGAGACGUCGAGCAAGUCAUGAGGGGGGUCUUGGGGGAAUCCGAAUGGCUGGCAGUGAGGAGGUCAGCUAUGGCAGACGGGGACAAGAAUGGGAGCAGCUGGCCAAACACCCCAACGCUGCCCUUCCAGGAACGGGACUGGUUGGCACUCCAGACGACCUUACUGAUUAGAUACCCACACAAAAUCAACUGGAGCGCGGCCAGCAACGUCCAUCUGAGAGACGGAGAGGGGCUCUACAACUUCUGGGACCGCUGCAAGAAGACCUUCCUGCUGCAUUCGGGGCUGCAGUGGGCCGAUAACAUGGAGUCCCUCAUUAAUGCCAACUUUGUUAACGGGCUGCCGCCCAGUAUUAAGAUAUUAGCCCAGCAGGACCCCUGCUUUGAGGACGACCCACCCAAUAAACUGAUCAGGCGGGUGCAAAUCUGGAUGGAGAAGGAGAAGGUGAACGCGGCCAAAGAGACCACGAAUGGGGGUGCUUUUAAUCAGGGGGCCGCCAACCAGUGUUUGAAGAGACAGAGCCACAGCGGAGGAAGAGACAAAGCCAAGGCUAAUGCAAAAUGGAGUCAAGCGCAGCAGCUGCCACCGCGGCCUACACUGUGCCAUCAAGCAGAACAACCACCUCCAUAUUGCCAAAUCUCUUUUAAAUGUCACGGGUGUGGCCAGCCGGGUCAUUUCAGGCGGAAUUGCCCUUUCGCAGGUGGAAAAACGGAGUAGUGGCAGAAUUCGCAGUAAAUCAGUCUUUGCCAAAUGCCACAUUAGCUGCUGCUGCUCCAUCUCUGGAGUCUUCUUCUCUUCCUCCUCCUCUUCCUCCUCCAUUUCCUGUCCCAGUAGUGAAUGUUGAACUGAACGAGAAGAGUUUCUGAUUUCUAGUUGUCCCCACCGCCCGAAGCUCCAUUAAUGGGUGAACAAGUGGCUCUUAUCAGGGUGGGAGGACAACCACAUGGCACACCUCUUGGGAGUCAUUUGAGGCGCCUCACCAGCAGAACCUCCAUUCCUCCUCUCUGAUCUCUCAACCUUUACUUAUAUGGCAGCUUACAACAGCUGAGAACCAUUCAGAUAAUUCCAAUUGGAGCUGAAGUGACCUGCUCAGGCUCACAUGGUGUCAGUAGUGGGAUUUGAACCCAAGACCGAGAGGUUUACAGUCCAAACCCUUAACUUGCUGUGUAAACUCGCUGGCCACAUUUCCUGCACACCUGAUGGUCCAAACUUGGAACAACCCUUAACACGCUAAGUGACGAGAAGAAGAGCGCUCUGCCUGAAGCUUCCUGGACCUCCAACUUCCACCAUACGGACACCUGACCAUCACACCUGAAUGAGCUUCCCAUCCCAUCCCAUCCCAAAGCCAUGGACCUCAACAUGGAGCCGCAGCUCUUACAACCUCCACUCUUCUGAGAUGGCUUUCCACAAGUGUUUGGAGUCUGUCUGGGGGAAUCUGUGCCCACUUGUGAGGUCAGAUGCUGCUGCUGGACCGGAAGACCUCACCUUCAUCACCCCAAAGGUGCUCACUAGGGUUGAGCCACUUGAGUGGACCACAGGGGUGCAGUCAGGAUGGAACAGAAAACACACUGGUACCACAGAGUGGUCAAAAAUGUAGCAUUGAUGGGACCCUCAUUGGAACCAAGGGGGCUCAGCCAUACCCUGCCAUUAUCCCCCUCCACAUGUGGGCGCUGCUCCAAUGGCAGACAGUGUGCUUCUGUGCGCUGCACAUGGCAUGGUGGUCUAAGGCUCGGUCAUGGAAACCCACUUCAUGACACCCGUCGUGCUGAUGUUACUUCAGGGAGGGGUUGGCACUCUGCUGUGGGCGACACCACCGAGGACAGGCCCUGCGUACCCACUUCACCACUCUGAGUGAGCAGAUGCUGGACUCUGGGAGCUAAAGAGUUAAAUGAUUAAAAGCCGUAGGAAAGUUCAGAACUUCAGAAAAGUGGGAGUUGAAGGCCAAGGACACGGUAGGCGCAGCCCUGGAAAACAAGCAGGCAAUCAGCUUCAUGUGUAGAAUUCAAGGCUGGCAGCUGAAAGGCCAACAGUGGCGCCUGCCCGAGGGACGUCCUGUGUGGGAAUGAAGGAGAUAAAGAGAAUAGCGCCUGAGUUUGAGGCCUACGAAGGGGACUGAAACUGCUACAGGGGAGUGUGUGUGUGUGUGUGUGUGUGUGUGUGUGUCACUGGCAGGUAUCGGACAUUGAUAUUGUUUUAUGAGUUAUUAGGGAGGAGCUGCAGCACGGUGGCACAGUGGUUAGCACUGGCAGUCGGACAUGAAGGGUCAAGUUUGCAUGUGUCUGUGCAGAGUUGGUAUGUUCUCCUGUGUCCCUGCAGGUCUCUCGUAGGGUGUGUGUCUUCUCCCUGUGAGUGUGUCCGUUUUCCUGGGAACGUUUUCCGGCUGUGCACUCUAUUGGAUGACCUGGGGUGGCGCCAUCUGAGGCUGUCGGGCGUUCGCGUGUCCUGAUCCUUGAAGUGAGUGACAGCGGAGUGUAAGGGUCAAGCAGUCGACUUGUCCUUCUUUAGAGUGUGUGAGUAAGUAGAUGAAUUGAUGAUCAGGCUGCCUUGUUAUUCUGUUACAUUUUAACUGAGAUAUGCAAAUCUGUUACGUAGAGUCGAGUGUCUAAAUGAGGGUCCGCGCCCUUUGUUCACGGGAGAGUUAGUGAACUUGGGGUUUCUCUUCUUUUAAACGAACAGAGUUAAAGACAGAUGGCAGACUUUCUCCUGCCUGGUUCUUGGCGGUGAUUAAAUUCCUUCUGUGGCAGUGCCAUGUUUAAAGUCCCCGAGCCCUUCGGUAUGGGCCGAUGUCUGCCAAUGGAGAUUGUGUGGCUAUGAGUUUGUGUCGACGCACCUGUUAACAAAGAACUGCGUUAUCUGAAGGGGUCUCCACAUACGUCUGGCCGUACAACGAGUGCUGAGAUGAACCGAGCAAAUGGGGUUUUCUCCUACAGUUCUGUUGCCGCAACUCGACUUGCCUUUGCCCUCAUGACCUCCGUGGAGUCCGGCUGGACGAGUCUUUGCACCAUUGCAGCGCUGCUUCUUUUCUUAGGGAAAAAAUUGGGAAGGCUGAAGCCUCCAACCUUCCCUGUCUGAGGGUCUGACGAUCGAUUUUCUCUUUCUUUUCUCAUUUAAUAUCCCCUGGAGUGGGAUUUGAAAGACCCUUUGCAAAUUUGUAAUUCUAGGGUAGCUGGUCUACCGUCGUGUAUGCAAUGUGCUGAUGAAUUCCUCGCAGGAGUCCGAAGGGUCGACUCCUGUUAUUAGGGAGUUGAGAGAAACCAGGAAAAGUUGGGCCCAUCCAGCAGGUUUUGUGACAGAUGAAGCUUUGUGGCUCAUCUUUAAGUUGUGGGGAGUGAAUGUGAACACUCCAUUAACCUCCUUGGCGUUAACCCUGGUGAGACUCGGGCUCAGAAUUUGACGUAAAUCUGGUUAGACCCGAGUCAGACUCAGGGUGCCGUGUCAUGAACCGCCUUAUACUGUUAGGACAGUGUUCUGCUGCCAUCUAGUGGAUAAAAUAACAACAACACAGAAGCUUUGUGUAUGUCCCUUUAUGGGAAAUCCUCAAUAUUCAUGAGUGGGGCGGAGCCUUAAAAGAGCAUGGCGUGUAAACUGAAAUUGAGCCAUUGCUCGAACGGAGUGAUAGUGGCGACGGUGUGAAUCGGCCAUCAGACGUUAACACAGCUAGUGGAAGUGAUGCACGAUACGGCGCCAGAUGACCGAACCGCCAUGAUAUGCUGUGGUCACCUGAAGGCUCACUGUAGUCAGACAGUAGCUGUGUGGCUAAACGGCACGGUGUCAGAAAGAUGUCAGCCCCCUGAGCACCGUGUCAGAGGAGAUGUGGAAGUCGCCAAGUCCUGCGCUGUGGUGGCCCACAGUAGCACAAGGGGUGCGUCAGUCCUGUGGAUCAGCCGCUGACUUUCCACGUCUCCUGUGCAAGCGGCAGAAUAAAACAUUAAGAGGGCAAAGAAACGCGCGUCUACGGUCCCGAUUGUGACGUCACUCGACGCCCGGGUAGCUAAAUCUGCACCACUCGGCAGGCCUCUCCUGCUCUCUUCACGCCGAUGUCUUGGUAUUUACGAGUUUCUCGCAAUCACAGGUUUUCUUGUUCAAGAAGAUGAAUGUUGACUCGUUCUUCUUUGUCUGACAUUUUAAGGUUUGCUCAUCUGCGGGACUUUAGAUCCUCCAGUCGCUCUGCUCUUUUCCUCGUGUGGCUGAUCUCGUCCUUCUCUUUAUUUUAUGCGCCUUUGCUUUGUGUAGUUCCUCACAUGAGCCACAGAUGGCGGGCGUCUGCCGUCCGUAAAAAAGAAAAAGGAGAGGAAGUUGAUAAAGGUGGGCUCUUUUCUCCCACCUUGGAUUUCAGGUUCCGAGGUGUUGAAGGGGAGAAGAUUCGACUUCUGUCUCGAUUUAUAAGGCGGUCGAGGACUGGCCGACACCACUUUAGUAGACGGGUGGUUCUGUGCCCUGAUCGGCCAAAGCUUCACACAAGAAGGGCGGCAAGGACUGCUGAUGUGAAGCGGACCCGUCUGAAAGAAAUCCUCUGGUUGGAUUUAAAGGGCCCUUGUUUGAGCCCUCGAGGUGCCCGUCUUUGUUCUGGGGGAAGCCUGCUGUUGGUUCCCCCUACACCUGUCUGUGUGUGUGUGGUCAGCCAGAGAAGGGGCAGGCAGAGGGGUAGCCAUGAAAUUCUGUUUAAGUGCCCUCCGCAUGGCUGCCCACACCUCCGCUCCCCUUGUCACAGGUGGUGGCCUGUGCCCGCUGGAUGCCCCCCCGUCGCACAAACCUGCAAGUCACUGAUUGUGUGCUGUGAACUUGAACCCUGGUUCGGUGGGCACCUAGUGUGUGAUGUGGGUGUAGUGGGUCUGGGCUGAGUCCCUUACUCUUGUGAGCUGAGGUGCGAUUUUCGUAUUUUGCUGAGCUAAACGUCAGCUGAGUGACUUCAUUACCUAAAAUAGCAGAAACAGCAAAGGCUUCAGAAGAAAUCAAGUUAAGAAAGAGGUCGGCGUUUAAAGCGGGCAAACAGCUUCUGGCGUUGAGGUUACACUAAGCUUCCUGCUGACCGACUGGCAGGACCAGAAGGACAAGCUGUGCCCACGCUGAGGGUUCAGGACGUGCCUUAACACCGGACUGCCAGUCAGCCUGGUGGUCCCGGUCACUUGUGACCAUUUAAGGUGUCAAUGCUCCGCCACGUCAUGUUAGCUACUAAAUGUAACCCCUGGUGUUAACGGCCCUUGGAACUGCGAUCUGACCAAUGGAGUGCAUACAUACGGCGCCGUGCCAGGUGCUCCUUUGUCACACGUGUUAGCCUGGUGCUUGUGCUCCUGUAUGAGUGUCACCUCCUGUUCAAGACUGUAGAAAAUAAAGAAGACUGACUGACGCUUC
Messenger RNA from Polypterus senegalus (gray bichir), 6844 nucleotides. RefSeq lists its product as uncharacterized. The record is from RefSeq and is a predicted model, not a curated record. The transcript has 4 exons. Gene Ontology annotation, biological process: viral process. Gene Ontology annotation, molecular function: nucleic acid binding; zinc ion binding. Bases 677 to 2209 code for a protein of 510 amino acids. NCBI's taxonomy places the organism in Eukaryota, Metazoa, Chordata, Cladistia, Polypteriformes, Polypteridae.